UUUCCUUGUUUCUCAACCCCUCCCAUCUCUCUCUCUCUCUGUGUCUUUCUCCCUCUCUCCCUCCUGUCUAAACUGCACAUGGUUUCGGUGCAAGGUAUCAGUUUCUUCUGGCCAUGGAGGAGAAAGGCAGGAUGUUGAAAAGCUGCAGCCUGUAGUGAAGCCAACAUAGCAUGCAGCCUGGGAACGUUGGUGUGUUCGGUAGAUACUCAGUCUUUGCAUUUGCUAGUGGACUAACAGCCUGCCUCUCCUGUUCCUGUCAGCACCAGUAGUGAACUGUCUUGAGUGUCUGUGAGAGAGACAGAGUCCAUGGGCUUGAUGAGGAAGUCUUGUUCAAGUUGUAUAGAUAUAAGCCGGGCUGGAUAGCUGUUGUGGAAGCAACAAGACACCAAGACUAAGUGAAGAGGACAGUUUUCUUGGAAUCUGUUUACAUCCUGAUCUGAGGCAUCCUAAAGAAGUCACCAUGAAAGAUAGCUAUUGUGGAUACGAGAACCAGCUCUUUAAAGAGGAGGACCUUACUGGAGAGGAGGAGGAGAUGCCUUCCUUCAGAGGCAGGACCCGGGGUGGGUGUGUUAAGUGCCAACAGACCCGUUCCCUCCAGCUGGCUGUCAAGGUCCUCUAUGGCUUUUUUGCCUUCCUCAUCAUUGCUGUGGCAGUGCUGGCAUCACUGGUUUUCCGGAAAGUUGACAAUUUAUCGGAGGUGGAAUCACACUUUCACACGAAGAUUACCAAAGUUCAGGAGAGUAUUGAAGAUCUGAGCAGCACCAGUAAUUGUUCUGGCUGUCUGGAUUUGGCCCACUAUGGGCUGGAGGUGGCUCGACUCAAGAGAGAGUUUGAAGAGUUGCAGAAGAUAAUCUUGGGGCAGGAGCAGGUAUUGGACCAGGCAUCUCAGACCCAGCAGACCCUGAAGACAGCGAGUAACAGGAUGACUCGUGACAUGCAGAACUACUCCAUGUCAAUCAAACUCAUCAACCAAUCGCUUGAGAGGUACCUGGACCAGGUUGAUGGGUGGAAGGCGGUGAUCACAGAGACUGAUGAGAGCAUGAAGACGUUGUCCCAGGACCAGUACGACCUCAAGGCCACCGUCCAACAGGUCAACACCACGGUGGCCCUCAGCGCUCUGUGGAUGGACACCCUUCAGAGGAAGACGGAUGAGGAGACCCUAGUCCUCCAGAAGAUGACUGCCGACUGGCAGAACUACAGCCGGGUACUAAGCGGCCUCAAGUCCAACUCCAGCGCCACCACCCAGACAGUGAGGAGCAUCCAGAGCGGCAUCUCCGCCACCCACCAGCGCAUCAGCAUGAGCUCCGAGAUGGUCCACGACCUCACCCUGCAGGUCAUGAACCUCCAGAUGCAGCUGGACAACCUUACCUCCUUCAUGGAUGAACACGAGGAGAACAUGCAUGACCUCCACUACCACUCCAGAUACUACGAGAACCGCACAGGAGAGCGCUUCACCACGUUGGAUGCCAGAAUGAUCUCCAUUGAGAUGGAGAUCGACACCAUCUCCUCCAGCAUCAACGCCACGGUCAGCCACGUCCAGAGCAUGUACAAGUACAUCAACAUGGAGAGCUCCUCCUGCCAAGCUCGGCUCUCCAGCCACACCGAGGACCUGCAGAACCUCAACCGCACCGUGGACCUGCUGCUGCACAUGGCUGACGUUUUGAGGCAAGAGGACCUGAUGCUCAGGGUGAGGUUGGACCUGGACGUUCGGAACCUGUCCAUGGUGAUGGAGGAGAUGAAGCUGGUGGAUUCACACCAUGGCCAGCUGAUACAAAACUUCACCAUAGUGAAAGGAAUUCCUGGUCCUCCCGGUCCGAAAGGUAACAGAGGGGAGACAGGGGCCAAGGGUCCUGUCGGCCUGACUGGUAAUAAGGGGGACAGGGGCCUAGGAGGGAACCGUGGCCCGCUGGGUGAGAAAGGCAUCAUUGGAUCCAAGGGAGCACAGGGUGAGGUGGGGCCUACUGGGGCCAAGGGUGCGGUGGGCAUUAAAGGAGCUAAAGGUGCCUUGGGUCCACCUGGCCCCCGCGGGGAAAUUGGACAGAAGGGUGACAUGGGAGCCAUGGGCAAAGACGGGAGUUCAGGACCCAAGGGACCUGCAGGGAUCCAGGGCCAGUCUGGUCUGCCAGGGGUCCACGGCAUGCCAGGACCCAGAGGGAAGCCUGGGCCUGUUGGGCCCCCAGGUCCCCCGGGAACCCCUGGACCUCCAGGACUACCUGUCCAUGCGUCCCCCACAGUGUCCUGAGGGAACAAGGACCUUGCUACCGACCUUGCUUGGACACGCAACAGAUGUACAGUUUGGUACCUUCGAAGGUACACUUUGCUUUGCCUUACCCUGGUACCAACUUCUUUCUUUUGGCUUGGCAUACCUUUGAUACCUAUACGCACUUGUGUGGGACUGGCCUUCCUGGGUGAAGAUGAUGAACUGGCAGACAAGGGAUUUCAAGAACUGACACAGUUCGAAAAGAAACAAAAGAAAGAAUGGAUUUGCCAUGAGUUCAUACCUAAUUUCUCUUGUGACUCAGUCCAGUUAUUUCUUCACACAAGUAAGAAACCAUUAAAUCUCAUCUGAGAGUUUAAAAGACUGCUUUUAGACUGAUGGACAAAGGCUAAGUCUCGUUAUUACAUAUAAUUGAAUGUAUUAUACAAGAGGAAUGGUUGAAAUGGACGGAUGGUUGGAUUCAGACAUUCGAAGAACUUCCAAAUCCAAGUGAGAGCGAUGUACAGUCUAGGUUUACAUGACCAUGCACUUUCAUGGGGUCUCAGAAUGGGAACUAUUUUUUAACAAUCUAGUCACAUUUAUAUUUAGUUUGUGCAGCAUUCACUCAUUAAUUUCCAUUCUCUUUAUGAUAGCACUUUACCAGUUUUAUAAAGUGUAGAAUUUAUGAAGGAAGCAGUUUUAAGUGUUAGUGUUUUACAUGUGUAACGUUUCAGAGCAGGCACUCUGAAUACUGAUCUCAAAGUUUCAAGCUGCUGUGGUGUAGUUAUGGCUCUGUUUUGUGUGGAUGAAUGGUAUUACAGACUUUAAACUGAUGCGCUUUAACGAGGCACAUGAAUAAACAUUUAGUUAGUCAUCAGCUUAAAUUGUAUUUCACUGGCGUACAUAUCACAGAUCACAUAUUUGUUUUAGUCAGCAUUUUACAAUCUUGAAUUGAAAUGGUUUAGAGGUUGUUUUUUUACAUUGUAUAUAAUUGUACUUACAGUUUAAUGUGUUUGUUUAUAGCUUUGAUCGAACCGUUGUACCAGUCAGUCUAACAACUAUGAAAAGAUCAAAUAUUAGAUUGUUAAAUCCAUAUUAAUCUAUGCCCAUAAUCCUAUGUUUUGCUUAUUUCUAACAGCAACUAAAACAUCUUGAAAAGCGAAUGGACACUUCUUUUGCUAACCUUUAUGUAUGUAUAAAAAAAUGCGACUGGUUUGCAUCAGUGUUAAAUAAAUGCCUUCAUUGUA
Messenger RNA from Hypomesus transpacificus, 3444 nucleotides. RefSeq names its product scavenger receptor class A, member 3 (gene scara3). The coding region runs from base 461 to 2242 and encodes 593 amino acids. NCBI's taxonomy places the organism in Eukaryota, Metazoa, Chordata, Actinopteri, Osmeriformes, Osmeridae. The record is from RefSeq and is a predicted model, not a curated record. The transcript is spliced from 11 exons.